CCCUCCCAAGCCAGUAUCCAAGACCCUGACCCCAUGGAAGGGACCUCAGCAGCUGCAAAUUCCUCAAGCCUCCCUCCUCCAUCCCGAAGGCUAUCACAGAUAAGUCAUUGUAAGAAGAAGACGCGAGACGAGAUGUUUUCAGAAAUUAUGGAAUCCAGCCGCAGUGACAGAGCUCAUCUGAAUGAGUGGAAGGAAACGGUUGCAAAGUAUAGGAAAGAAGCCAGUGAACGUGAGGACAGGAGGGACCAACGUGAGGACAUGAGGGACCAACGUGAGGACAGGAGGGACCAACGUGAGGAGAGGAGAGACGCUCGAGAUAAGAGGUGGCGGCAGGAAGAUCAGAGGAGGCAGGAUGCAACGCUGGGGCUGCUGCGUGAGCAAACAGACAUGCUCCGGCGUCUGGUGGAGCUUCAGGAAUGGCUGCAGGAAAACAGACUGCCGCUACAGCCCCUGUACCCACCUCCCCGUUUUGUAGGGUGGCUUGUGGGGAAAGGGCAAAGAAUGCAGCGUCGGUUUGACAACCGAUGGCAUUUAGUAAAGGGAUAG
Messenger RNA from Malaclemys terrapin pileata, 546 nucleotides. Its product is annotated as trichohyalin-like. The transcript is spliced from 3 exons. The coding region runs from base 34 to 546 and encodes 170 amino acids. The record is from RefSeq and is a predicted model, not a curated record. NCBI's taxonomy places the organism in Eukaryota, Metazoa, Chordata, Testudines, Emydidae.